GUCCGAUAGCAACCGAAUGUCCGAUGACCGCCGCCGCCGAGAGCUGCUGAGGCGCCACAAAUUUAUUUUUAGCAGCCAAAACUUUUACUGACCGCAAACUAAUAACAUUUCUGUCUCGCGAUCAGGUGCGUGCAUGAGUCAUCGGCCGGUGCCCUUGGUAUGCAAUCGACGCAGGUGCUGGAACGUGCGCUUCCGCAUUUCCCUUAAAUGAUCGCCCGAGGCCUAUUUUUGUGAGCCGAUCUACGUCGUCCGUCUCCAAUCGAGCUUCUCCAUAUCAACCCUGCUGUUGUGCUGGUCUAUUGUAUUGGAAAAGAGGAAAACUGAGAGAAGAUGCCGUCGAGCAAUCCCGUGUACCAGCCGACCACGGUCAGCUACGAGCAACAGGGAAGUGAAUGGCCCGGCGGUGGCUAUUUGUCGCAGACGGUGGCCUCCGGAUUCAGCCGGACCCAGUGUCUGCAGUGGAUGGUGCUGGUGUUGGGCCUCUUCUCGGUGGCCGCCGGCCUCAUGAUGGCCAUCGAGGGCAGCAUUGACUACCGAGCCACCAAAAACGUCCCCGUCCUCGAGAACGAGACCUCGGGCGACCUGACCAUCGCCAUCUGCGGCGCGGUGCUGCUCUUCGUCGGCAUCCUCCUCCUGCUGGGCUACACCAGCGUCCUCCGGAGGCACCGCGGCGGCUGCUUCUGCUGCGGGGACAAAGACCUCGUACGCCAACUGCGCGACGGCAAUAAUGCUCAGAUUUUGACGCUUGGACCGACAUCGACUGACACGCUUGUUACUGCCCAGUAUGGCCCUGUCUCCGAAAUCGCCUACCAGCCUCCGACUAUCAACGACGAAGAAGAAACCAGGAAGUUGAUGGAGCACAAAGAAACAGAACAAAAAGAUGGGCAGAGCAAGGAGAAGAAUCUUCCCGAUCAAGACGGAGCACCGAUGGCAAAUUGUGACGAAGAAUUCACACCUUCGCUUCGAUCCUCCUUCUCCAGUCUUGAAUUCAGGGAUUCGUUUUCAAUCUCCAGUUUGUCUUUAAACUCCAUUAACAGUUUGUUUUUCGGCGUUAACGAUGCUUCAUCAAAACCUAACUAAUAUUGAACCACCUUUAGUUGUUUUCAAAGCUUGACGCUUAAUUUAAACCAAGAAAAACACGAUAAAGCUUUCACAAUAAUAGACGCAGAUAGAGAACUAUUAUAUAUUACAAGUUAAUGAAGUAGAUAUCCUAGCAAACCUAAAAUUCCUGCAGCUAAUUAAGCAACUCAUUAUUUUUAAUCCAUUCAUUAGUCAACGUGAAUGUGCCCUCGUCUCUGUUAUGAAGUGAAUGUUGCACAAUGCCAUAGUAAGAAGAUAUUGUGACUGCAAUGCUAUACAAUCAGCUCUUACUACCAGUUACUGAUGUGAGAACAAUGUAACAGUGGACAUGUGAUAGUGAGGAUUUGUUUCGUUCAGCAUUUGCAUUUAUUUUCCAGUUGUGUCAUGUAUUAACUUUGUCAUGAUUUUAAAGUAAUAUCAAUUGUGUAAAUGUGGCCAAAGUGUCCGUCAAAAAUUAUAUCCGUCUUUAAAACCUGCCAAUCUUAUAUAAGAUGAUACUACUAAGAUAUUGGUGUCCAAAGGAAUCUAACAUUCUUCGUUACAUCUGUUUCAUUUUUCCAGAAAAUCGUUAUGUUCUUUCUAAUGUGACUGCAAAUAACUAAAAGUGGAAAUGAGACUUAAACAUAACUUAUGUAAUCGAUAAAAUGGUAAUAAGCUUGUGUGCACAGCAGUUUUUAUACUACGCACAAAACGCAAAAAAUUUCACUUUCACGCAUUAAAUAUUUGCACACAUUUUUAUCAAUGUUUACAUUUUAACUUCUGUGCGCUAAUAGAGAUUUGAAAGGAACUGAUAAAAACGGUCCCAAACAACUAUUACGUGUGAAAUUAUUUGCACAUAACUUAAUCUUUAGAAAGUGUCCUGAAAAUUUCAAUAUUUUUAUUUUGACCUAAUUUUCUGAAUUUGGUUGAUUUUUGUGUGUUUAAAUACCUUGAGUGCUAUUAUUUAAACUGCAAUUUAAUGAAUCUCAAACAAUUUGUUUUAAGAAAGUAUAAAUUAUAUACUGUAAACUGGCAAUUAUUAUCUUGACAAAAAAACAUAACAUAAUGUGACGAUAGGUGUUCAUAUAUAUGCACUGGAAACAUAAUAUUCUCAAUUGUGUGCUUAAAUUUAUUUAACGAAACACGCAUGUUCAAAUUUUAAUGUUUUCUGAUAUAUAUUAACUGGUUCCUUUUUAUAUAAUUGUUGUAUUCGAGAAUAAAUUGGUGUAAAGCUCAAAAUUUUG
This is a messenger RNA of Neocloeon triangulifer, 2303 nucleotides long. RefSeq lists its product as uncharacterized. The record is from RefSeq and is a predicted model, not a curated record. Lineage: Eukaryota; Metazoa; Arthropoda; Insecta; Ephemeroptera; Baetidae. Bases 331 to 1080 code for a protein of 249 amino acids. The transcript has 3 exons.